UGCAACGCUGUUGUUGAAACUUGUUAAGACCUUCGCAUUGUUUUGAAUUUGAUGCUUGGAGUAAAAAUUCUGCUUGCGAUAAACGAAAUUGAGAAAGUAAACAAGCAACUGUUUUCAUCAAAUUAAAAUGAAUGUCCAGCGCAGGUGCUGGACGUCCUCGGAGGAGGAUAUAUUUCUGCGCGUCUGGCAAAACAAUUUAGGAACCGUGCACGGCGGUCGGCGUCGGACAGAUGUUUGCAGAGACCUUCAAUUUGAGUUUGCAAAUAAUGGAAUUGAUGCCACUGUGGAAAAUAUCAAAGUAAAAAUGGACUCGUUUAAGCGAAAAUUUAGUCAAAUUAUAAAGGAAGACAAGCCAAGAAAGCCAUGGAAACAUUUCGACACAAUGGUCACAAUAAUGGGAUAUCCAGAACAAAAUACAGAAACACUCUUUGAACCAACACAAGUGAUCUCAGACGACGCUAUCAGCUUCGUCUGUGUCGAUGAGGUUGCGGAAUAUUCCCAAGUUGAAAUUGAAGUCGAGGACAUGAGGACCAUGUCAUCGUCGACCAUGUCGACCGAUACUGAUAAAGCCAAACCAUCCGACUCGCCGCUCUCUAUACCCAAUAUGAUUUCGGAAAAGGCCAAACCCAGGCGCAGAUUUUGGGUUCUGCAGGAGGAACAAAUAUUCCUGAAUGUGUGGCACAAAUAUGUGCGAGAUUUGCGAACUGCUAAGGUCAAGUUGCACGUAUAUAAGGAAAUGGCUUUGGAGUUACAGAGCCAGGGCAUUAAGAUGAGAAGCUCCGAUAUCAAGGCGAAAAUUGAAUCGUUUACUCGUAAAUUUCGCAAAGAGCGUGAUCUGGUCGGUAACGGCUCGAAAUGGAUUCACUACGCAAAGGUGUGCGAACUGUUGAACACGUUACAGGCCACGAGUCUCGAACAAUACUCUGAGCACAGUAAUAUUGAUAACUCUUGCAACUGGUUCGAUCAGGACACGCCGCCAGCCUAUCCACCAGCGUAUGCAAACUCUUCACUCGAUUGCGAGGCCAUUGAACAGCCCUUGAAGAAGGCUAAAGGUAAUGAAUACGAUGAAAACUGCUCCGUGGCUCACUCGGACAAUGCAGUGGAAGACGAAUGUUAUCUAGUAUACCCAGAGAACCUGGCGCUGGUGAUGCUGCACGAAGGUCAGUCCAUGGAACAGCCCGUCAACGCGAAUGAAACGAUCUGCAGACCCCAACUAACCGAACAAUUUGGUAGAUUUGUUAUCAAAGAGCUGAAUAUGCUGAACGACGAUCUGCUCACGGAGGCCAAAAAGAGAAUCUACGACAUUAUUUGCAUCAUGCACAUGAAGCAAAUGCAACAAAAUAAGGCAACAAACUAAA
Messenger RNA from Drosophila hydei, 1358 nucleotides. RefSeq lists its product as uncharacterized. Bases 128 to 1357 code for a protein of 409 amino acids. Gene Ontology annotation, biological process: positive regulation of DNA-templated transcription. The transcript has 5 exons. Gene Ontology annotation, cellular component: nuclear body. The record is from RefSeq and is a predicted model, not a curated record. NCBI's taxonomy places the organism in Eukaryota, Metazoa, Arthropoda, Insecta, Diptera, Drosophilidae.